UCAAUAUUGAUAUAUCCGAUAUAUAAUGUGUAAACGAUUGAUUUGUAGGAUCGUGUAAGAAAAGAAAUUUCUAACGUGAUGCAGGAAAAUGAUGGAAAGCUUACUAUGAAGGCAUUACAGAGUAUGCCAUACUUGGAUAUGUGUUUGAAAGAGUCGAUGAGAAUGUAUCCUAGCGUCCCUUUUAUAUCGCGUGAAUGUUCCGAAGAUGUAAAGUUACAUCCAUAUUUGGUGCCAAAAGGCACAACGGUACAUCUCGGUAUCUAUGAUCUUCAUCAUGAUGCUAAGAUUUGGCCGGAUCCGGAGGUAUUUAAUCCAGAUAGAUUCUUACCAGAGAAUAUAAGGAGUCGUCAUCGUUAUUCCUAUUUACCAUUCAGCGCCGGACCACGAAAUUGCAUUGGUCAACGAUUCGCUUUGUUGGAGUUAAAAGCUUUGAUAGCUCCUUUGGUGUACAAUUUCUACUUAGAGCCCAUUGAUUAUUUGAAGGAUAUCCGAUUCAAGGUGGAUUUUGUAUUUCGUGCUAUGCAAACAAAACGCGAUUUACAUCUACUUUUUUUGUAUGAGUACAAAUUGAAUCAUAGUGCAACUCAACCUUCGAGAAAUAUUAAUCAAGCUUUCGGAAAUGGAUCCACCAAUGAAAAAAAUGUUCGAUAUUGGUUCCAAAAAUUUCGUUCUGGCAAUUUGAGCAUCGUCAAUGAGCCUCGAAGAAGACCACUGGUCCAUAUUGAUAACGAGGAAUUAAGGACGACUAUGGAAUCCGAUCCAGACACAAAUAUUCGUAAACUUGGGACUAAGCUAGGAACUAGCCAUACGGCUGUAUUGAAACAUCUGCGUGCAAUAAACAAA
Molecule: messenger RNA, 843 nt
Organism: Dinoponera quadriceps
Lineage: Eukaryota; Metazoa; Arthropoda; Insecta; Hymenoptera; Formicidae
Product: cytochrome P450 4C1-like
Exons: 4
Molecular function (GO): monooxygenase activity; oxidoreductase activity, acting on paired donors, with incorporation or reduction of molecular oxygen; iron ion binding
Source: RefSeq, a predicted model, not a curated record